This is a messenger RNA of Periophthalmus magnuspinnatus, 6467 nucleotides long. It is a transcript of the gene mtss2b, whose product is annotated as MTSS I-BAR domain containing 2b. Gene Ontology annotation, biological process: cell projection assembly; plasma membrane organization. Gene Ontology annotation, cellular component: cytoplasmic side of plasma membrane; actin cytoskeleton. The transcript is spliced from 14 exons. Gene Ontology annotation, molecular function: phospholipid binding; actin binding. The record is from RefSeq and is a predicted model, not a curated record. Lineage: Eukaryota; Metazoa; Chordata; Actinopteri; Gobiiformes; Gobiidae. The coding region runs from base 335 to 2722 and encodes 795 amino acids.
CUGAGAUCCUUGCCCUGCGCUGCGUUCACACAGCGGUGACUCCGCGUACCGCUAGCUGCGCCAAGAUGAGCGUAGUCGAACCGGUACCAUCUGCACGUCUCUGCUCCGCCUGACUGACCCAGAGACUCGCAGCCCAUCUCCCCUGUCCCACACUGCAGCGGCAGCCCUCUCUCUCGGCAUCUCUCCGUCACACUUUCCUCUCCGCUCGCCGCAUCCUUUCAUUCCUCUCGGCCAAGACAAGGAUCGAGGAGCGAGGCUUUUUGGAAAUACGUUUUGCAUUUAUUUCUUCUGGGUGUUGGGUGCGCGCACUCAGCGCGCCUCUAAAUAGCAGAGAAUGGUGGAUUUGGCGAACAUGGAGACCGUGGAGAAGGAAUGCGGGGCCCUUGGGGGUCUGUUCCAGGCGAUUGUCAACGACAUGAAGUGCUCCUAUCCUGUAUGGGAGGACUUCAGCGCCAAGGCCACCAAGCUGCACUCACAACUCCGAACCACUGUCUUAGCUGCUGUGGCCUUCCUGGAUGCCUUUCAGAAAGUGGCAGACAUGGCAACCAACACUCGAGGGGCGACCAGAGAUAUUGGUUCAGCUCUGACCAGGAUGUGCAUGAGGCAUCGCAGCAUUGAGGCCAAACUUCGACAAUUCACAAAUGCUCUGAUGGAGAGCCUGAUCACGCCUCUUCAGGAUAAGAUUGAGGACUGGAAGAAGACUGCAAACCAGCUGGACAAGGAUCAUGCCAAAGAGUACAAGAGGUCACGCCAUGAGAUCAAAAAGAAGUCAUCUGACACCAUGAAGCUGCAGAAGAAGGCGCGUAAAGGUCGUGGAGACCUGCAGCCUCAGCUGGACAGUGCCAUGCAGGACGUGACGGACAUGUGCCUGCUGAUGGAGGAGACAGAGAAGCAGGCAGUGAGGAGGGCCCUGGUGGAGGAGAGGGGCCGAUUCUGCACCUUCAUCGGCUUUCUGCAGCCUGUGGUGAAUGGAGAGAUUGCCAUGUUAGGAGAGAUCACACACCUCCAGGCCAUUAUUGAUGAUCUCACUGUGUUGACCACUGACCCUCACAAGCUGCCUCCUGCUAGUGAACAGGUGAUUAAAGAUCUGAAGGGCUCUGACUACACCUGGUCCUAUCAGACUCCACCCUCCUCUCCCAGUAGCUCUGGCUCUCGCAAGAGCAGCAUGUGCAGCAGCGUCAACAGUGCCCACAGUAGUGCCUCCCGUUCAUCAGGAGGGGGCAGUAUUGCAGGGGGCUCUCUGCCUCACUCACCGACCUCUUCCUCCUCCUCCUCUUCGGUCCGGUACCGCAGCAGCCUGCCACACCAGCCUCCUCCAGCGGGGGGGCUUGCAGCACAUCGCCUCAGCAGCGUCUCCUCGCACGACUCGGGGUUUGUGUCCCAGGACGCCAACAUCUACUCCAAACCGCCCUCGCCAAUGCCCUCGGACAUCACCAGCCAGAAAUCCUCCAGUUCAGCUUCUUCCGAGGCCUCCGAGACGUGCCAGUCAGUCAGUGAAUGCAGCUCGCCCACAACUGACUGGUCAAAAGCAGGCCAGUAUGAGCAGCCAGUGGCGGCGGCUGCGGCGGUCCAGCGGAGGAAGGAGCCAGUGGACAGGCUGAGGGAGAGCGAAGGGUCCCCCAGCGCACAGGGCUACGCGGGGCCAUCCCACCCUGAUGAUGCACAGAGGGCCCGGAUGGGGGCUGUUGCUAUGGCGGGCAAGCAUGGAGACGAGGUAUCACCUGCGGCUAGUGACCUGGCCAUGGUGCUGACCAGAGGGCUGAGCAUGGAGCAGAAGAGCAACAGAGACUCACUGCAGUACUCCAGUGGAUACAGCACUGAGACCACCACCCCUUCCUGUUCGGAAGACACCAUCCCCUCACAAGGCUCAGAUUAUGACUGCUACUCUGUGAAUGGAGAUACUGAGGGUGCAGAUGGACAGACGGAGUUUGAUAAGUCCUCUACAAUUCCACGCCAUUCCAACAUCGCUCAGAACUAUCGGCGGAUGAUCCAGACCAAGAGGCCCGCCAGCACUGCCGGCCUGCCCAGUGGAGUGCUGGGUCCUGGGGUUCACGGGAUACCGGGGCAGCCUGGUGGAGCUGGCGGAGGAGGAGCUGGAACUCCUGGCACAGCCACUAUCCGCCGGACUCCAUCCACUAAACCUGGUGUUAGACGCACGCUGUCCAGCGCAGGUCCCAUCCCCAUCCGACCACCCAUUGUGCCUGUGAAAACUCCCACUGUGCCCGGGGACUCGCACUCGCCCGGAGCCAGUGGGGGACAUGCCGGAGUCCCUGUACGCACAGGGAGUGAGGAGUGUGUGUUCUUUGCUGGAGUGGAGGACUCACAGGGAGUGCUGGAUUAUGUGAAGGCAUCACCCAAGCGCCUCAGCCUGCCCAACACGGCCUGGGGGUCAGGGGCCGCUCUGGAGGUCUACGCCCAACAGCAUGGCCUGGCUAUGGGCACGGCUUCAGGGUCAGAGGAGGAACAGAUGAUUGCUGCCAAUCGACACAGUCUGGUGGAGAAGAUCGGUGAACUGGUGGCCAGCGCACACGCCCUCGGAGAAGGCCAGUUUCCUUUCCCCACACUUCCUGAUGAUCCGGCCACACCACCAUCUGGCUCUAGUGAGGCUCAGACAGGAACAGAGGGGGCAGAGGGGACUGGGGACAUGCUAACCACCAUCAGGAGAGGAGUUCGCCUCCGCAAGACUGUGUCCAAUGACCGCUCAGCACCUCGCAUCUUGUGAUGAAAAACACAGGAAGUCAAGAUGUUUGUUUGUCAGCCAGUGUAGUCAGGUGCAACUGCAUAGAGAUACACAAAAUUAACCAUGUAGGGAAUACUUCAACAGAAGACGAAUGAAAACAAAAACAUACAAGUGUUUAAAACCAUCUUUAGAGUAUAAUAUAUGAAAUAUAAUAAUGAUAAAACAUAAUAAACAUUAACAUGCUGAGAAUUCAAGUAAAAUAUUGAAUGGCUUUAGUGGGCCACCAUGACUAGUGUGUGUCGGACGCAUGUGUGUCUUCAGUACAUCCUCACCCAGGGAUGGAGGAACCUGCAGGACAAACUGUGACGAAGAGGAGUGCUUCUGGAGAGAAAGACUGGGUUCCACUUUCUAGUUAUCUCAGUUGUGCUCUCCACUAACCGCUGGUCUAGUGCCACAUGAAGAGACUGAUGAAGAGGAGGAGAGAGGUGCCAUGUGACUGCGGGAUCUGAACAGGGCAACGCACUGUACCUACGGCCCACUAGAACUCAAGCUUAGGCAUUAGCAUGGGGAGCUAACAGCCACCAUUACUACACGCUGUAGGCAUUGAACCGUGCUAGUGCCCCUUCCCCUCUCUCUCUCUCUCUGUGCGGGCGUGCGUGUAUCAGAUAAACAGUGUGAGUGUGGAGCGAGUGAGGGGUGGGUCGAGCUCUGCUGCGGGACAGCUACAGGUCACCCAUUGAGGGCAGGGCUUUACUUCUGUGUGUCGUGUGCGUAUUUGCUUGUUUCUAUCGUGACGUCCUUACCUUGUUACCACUGUAGUAAUCCAGGCGUAUAGAUAUUCAUAAUUAUAUAUUUUCUAGAGAGACAAUGUUAAUCAGAAAUGGAGCAAUAAAUGUGAUUUAUUUUCUUGUUUUGAAGGAUCGGAGGGGACUGUAUAGGUUCUCUUUUGCCACAUCAGGAAUGCUAAAUUAAUUAACUGUGAAUUCAUGCUUAUAGCCAGUUUUGCAACAUCUCUUUUUCAGUUUUUCUAUCUGGGGGAGCCAUAUUGAGUUAACACAGUAAGCACUUUGGUAGGUGAUGGUAGAGUACUUAUGAUAGCCACUAGAUGUCGCUGUAGUCAUAGUGUUAAGCAGGAGGCGGAACUUGAGCGAGAUCAGGAUUGCCAAUAAUAAGUCUGUCCUUGACAAAACGAUUGAGGUGAUUAUUUAGUUUAUAGGAAAAGACAGGAGUGGUGACGAGGAAGUGAACAAGGAUGGGAGAAUUUGAUUGGUUAAAUGAGAGAUGGGAUAAGGAAGUAGAAUACAAAUUAAGAGUAAACAAAAUGGUAGCUGUGAUCACAAAAGACAUCGUAAUAUACUGUCAGUUUUACUUUGAGGAGAAUUUGUACCACAUAACCGCUGUACACACAUGCUGUACCAUAACUCCUAUUGCAUUAAAGGCGUUGUACCUGAUUUUUACUGUCUUGAAAACAUGAAAAACAAAACUAAUUCACUACUUAGUACAUUAUUACUAUUAUUACAGUUGGCCCUCACUUACUUUAUGCUUUCCGAGCAUUCUAAUGAUCCACCAUGAUAAAUAAAUAAGUGCAUUUCACAACUUUUAGAACAAACUUGCUCACAACAACUAGGAUGCUAACAGUAAACUUCCUGGUUCUCUUACAAAUGCUUUAAAAUGAGUUACAGAUAGUACACAGCAGGCUUAUUCUGACCUCAAGAGCUGCUUAUGUAAUAUAUCUGUACUGGGAUAAGACCAAUUUUGCUCAAUUACAUGGAAAAAAAUCAGGUACAGAGCCUUUAAAUGAUGUGUCUUUGGAGGCCUGGGUUGUCAAAGAGGUAUUAUGUUUUGAAUCAACACAAUUAUGGCUGCGUAGUUAAAGUGCGUUUUACAUUAUGCUGUAGUCAAAGGCGUUGUGAAUUUGCACCUUAAAUGAGGAUUCAGAUCCAGACAUUGGAACACACUCGGUAAUGAUUUUAAAUGCGCUAUUGAGAGUUGAGCAGCAAUUGUAGAAGGAGCAUUUCACUGCCCAUUGAUAAAAAUUGUAUGUGCUAUACAUACAAUUAUUGUAUCAGGCUAAUUUUUUAUGUUUAAAUCUUCUGUUAAAUGUAAAAAUGAAACUAAUUGUGAUACAUGGAUGUAUGAUGGACAUAGUGGUUGUGACACUUUCCUUUGAUAACCUGUAACCGGCAUUCUGUUAUAUUUUGUUAAUAUUUUAUUUAUUAUUUCACUUCAAAUAGAAUUUCUAAUUAAGGGAUUGUAUGCAAUUCUUACAAAAAUCCUAUUCCAAAAAAGUCUGGACAGUCAUAUUUAAUUUAAUAAACAAACACAGACAAAUCUAACCAAAAAAAAAGAAAGAAAGAUAAUAGUACACUGUAAAGACACAUUACCAUAGAAAAAAUAAAUAAACCACAUGUAAUAGUUUGGUGAUUUGGGUUAAAUGUCUUGCACAUGGAUACAGAAACAAUGUACAAUGCUGGUAGAGAUCAAACAGCAGUGGUCAUUGUCUUAAAACACAAUCUGCUUCGAAAUAAUAAUUUGUUUUGAAAUACAUUUGCUGCCCUGCUUUUGGAAUUGGGUUUGUCCAGUUGCAUACACUGUCUAACCUCUGUAUGUGUCCAGAUGCAAAUGCUGUGUAAAAAUGAAUCUGAAACUGGCGAGAGGGUGGAAGGGGAAAGAGCAGACUGGGAUCACAAUUUCAAAAUAAGAGAAUUAAGAACGGACACUUAGGAACAAAAAAAAUAGCUGUACUGUAUUUGAGCAACUGUUGGCGAGAACUUUUGACUUUUGAAGUGUCUAAAAGUGUGUCAUUGCUGUGUAUGUUACGUUACCAUGGCUUUUGACUCAGUUUGAUGUUAAAUGGAAAUAGCAGCAUUCUUAUUUAUAGGUAUUCAAAUUUCAAUUAAUUUAUUUAGAGUUCGACAGCGACUUAUCCAUUGUCAGUUUUAUGUAGAGCAAAAAAAGCUGGAAAAUACAGUUUGAAUGAAGUGUCCUCCGGCGAAGUACUCAUUUUAUUUGUGUAGUUUUUAACAUGUUGCCAGGGACAUCCACCCACAGCUCCCUGUCCACUGCCUUAUGUUUAAAUAUUUAUUCAUUGUAGCGUAACUCAGAAAAAGCCUCGUAGGGAUAAAAUUGGACAGGAAGUAGUGACGCUAACAGUGAGGUUGCUUGGCGCUGUUCUACACAGAGCCAAUACAAUGUCUAUUUGAGAAAAAACAACAAAAAAAACUGUGUACUACUAACUAACUGAUCAACUGCAGCUUAUUCUGCAGCUCUGGUUCUAAGUAUGUACCUGUGUUUGGGGUAGAAUUAGACUUACCAAUAUACAACAAUGGAAAAUAUGAACACAACAAUAAUACAAUAAUACAACAAUAAGAUCAUUUCUAUAGAGGCUAUCAAAGUGCCCAGUUUACCAUGCGUGCAGGCAUGCAUGCUGACACAUACAUGCACAAAAGUGACUGCUUCUAGAGUCCAUGAGUAACUAUAACUAUACAAACAAAUAUCUCUAAAUCUGUAUGACAAUUAUGUGAGGACUUUUAGGAUAGUUGGCAAACCAGCUCACAAAUUCUGUAAAAAUAGCUAAAUCGUCAUGUUUCUGAUUAAGAAUAUGGACACAUCUCAUACUGCAAACUAUUGUAUAUCAUGCAUCACCUGUAUUAUGUAUAUUUUAUCACCCCUUAUGCAUUUAUUCUGGGUUUAAACUCAUACAAACAGUCCAUUGGCUUGUGAUCACUUUGUAUGUGGUUGGAUUAUCUUGUACUUUCUGUUACAACUUCAGUUUUGUUAAAUCACG